AUGGGCAAUGUCCAAUCAGAAGCCACACAAGAAUCAGAGACUGCCAAAGACGGGGAGGAGAAAGCCAACCCGGACAGGAGCAAGCCAGACCGGGGUCCGAGUGGCGCUAAGCAUGAAUUGGGGAGCCGCCCCCCGGGUCUCCAGGCCCCUGAGCAGAAAGCUACCAGUCAGCUGCUGAGCACCGAGCCAGGGGGAGGGGACAGGCCGGCAGGGGCUGCUGCUGCGGAGAUGGGGAAGAAUCAUUCCAAGAAAUCCAAGCUGAAGCUCUCCUCCAUGUGGGCGCAAAAUACAGCCAGUGGUGGGAUAAAGGAGGCCAGCCUCUGCGACAAGGACCCAGGGGCGGAGAAGCGGGGGCUGGCUUGCCUGAGCAGGGCUGACCUCCAGAGCAGGCCGAGCUCGGCGCCUGCCCCACCAGAGGACCCCAAGGGGCUGAAAGCGUCUCUGAGGCCUCCCCCAGCGCUGCCCUCUGAGCCCAGGGACUUGGGCGCUAAACGAGCACUGGCAAAGGGGAAGGGCAAGCCGGAGAAUGUUCCUCAGGCCAGGGGCAUGGGGGGCCUCCUGCUGCAGCCCGAGAAGCUGGUGGAGCUGGGCCCAGCGGCUGAGGCGCCCCCGGACGUGGCGGAAAUGGAGGUCUGCUGGACCCAGCACAUCAAAGCUAGCGCCAAGGAGCAUUUUGAAAACAAGGGGCGGGUGCUGGAGUCGGCGCCCUCGGCCAAGAAGCAGGCAGCGGGCCCGGCCCACGGCACUGAACCUCUGAGGGGGGCUGAGGAUGUGGCGGCGGCUGUGGCGGCAGGGCCUUGGCCUCUAAAUGAGAAAAGUGCCAGCCGUUCAGCUGUGUCUGGCUGUGUGGCUCCACCUGGAGGGAAGAAGGCUCUUCUGUCGUGGGGGUCUGGGCAGAAGGAGAAAGAGAGUCCCGGACAGCGGGACAGCGCCCCUGGGAGCGACGGAGACUCCCGGGUCCUGGCCCUUGCCUCCCAGUUGCCUGCGGAUUGCUCAGAGACACCGGGCAGCCCCGGGGAGAAGCCCCAAGGCUCAGGGAGCGAUGCAAAGGCCGGGGCAAAGGGCGAGGCCCUGGGAGCAGAAGGGGUCAACUCGGAGACCAUGCAGGAGCUGCUGGAGAAAGGCCUCAACUUCCUGUACAAAGUGACCAUCCAGCCGGGGCAGUGGCCGCCCAGUAUCAAGGCGGUCAAGCAGAAAGCGGGCGUGAUUUCCUCCGGCAUCUCCUAUGCCGACGUCCUCAAGCAGUGCCCUCAGAAGAAGGCGCCCACUGGCGCUGCCCCGGCACUGCCGAAAGCCCUGCACCACCUCACUGCGGCGGGCAAGAAGCUGCCGUCCUUCAAAGGGCUGGAGAGGACCAACCCCGAGGACUUCUCUUCGCUCAGCCAGCUAUUCCUGGAGCACUUCAGGAAUGUCACCCCAAAAGAGCCCGCUGCCCUCCACGCCCCCAGCCAGCAAGUGGUCACCUUCUUUGAGGAGCUGUCCACCGGCAACACCAAGCGGGCAGAGUGGCAAAGGCCCCGGCCGCCCACUCCGUACCCCCAGCGCCGCAAAGGGCAGGGCCGGAAACUGCCCAAGUUUGGAACGGCCGUGUCCCAGGUCGUCGCCUUCCUAGGGAGCGAGCCCAAGUGUGAUUGGUUUGUGCACGACGACAGCCAGGUGUCUCUGGAUGAGGCUGCUGCGGGAGCUGAAGACGGGGGCAAGGACUGCGCCGACCCACCCAGCCCUGGCGAGAAAGGGGCCGAAGCAAUGGGCUCUCCUCAGCCCGUUGUGGCUCUCUUGGCGGAGCACGAAGCAGCCGGGGAGGCUGAUGAGGCUUCCCAGAGGUCGCGGAGAAGGCCGCAGGGCCUGGAAGGGGUCGCCAAGGAAACGGGCCCAGCAAAGCCACCAGCGUGUAAUGCUCCUCGGGGCGGCCAUUCUCCGCUGGCCGUUCCUCCGUUCCCCCAAAAGGAAGAACAGCCCCCAGCAUCCCUGCUAGGCCCGAGGCCGUGUUCUCCCGGGGAAGUGCUGGAGGCGCCCAGUCCAGCCGCCUCUGCCCGGUGCGCACCCGUGAGACUGAUUCCCGACCAGAAGGUGCCGGCUGCGGCCCAGGCAAGGCCCAAGAUCCGGAAGCAAGGCCCCUCCGCUGCAAAGUCCAAAGAGAAACUCAAAACUUCAGGGCAGCCGAAAGUGAAAGCACCCAAGGGGAAGGGGCAGAAGCAGUGGCCCCGAGGCUACGGGAUGAGCUCCCUGAGGUUAGAGGGUGUCCCCCUCUUCCCGCCUUUUGAAAACGUCGCCAGGCCGUUCUAUUUUGGCGAGCCUUUGGAAACGCCCCCUCCUCUGGAGAAACCCGCCAGCAUUGCUGAGGAUGCAGCUUCCCCCCCGACUGGUCCAGACCCUGGCGGAGAGGCGAACGGAUCCCCCCCACACCACCACUGGCCGGCUUUCCAGGUGGCAGAAUCAUGUUCCAGGAAGUGCUACUGCAAACACCAGGAGCAGAGGAAACUGCCCCAGAACGUCGUAACUUGGCUCAAUCCUUCCACCAACCACCUGACCGAACCACCCUGGGUCGCCACCGCCAUGCUGGCUGUCUCGCUUGUUGCCGGGACCAAGUUCUGCCUGGACUCUUACGAACAGCAGCACAUUGCCAAUGAGGACUGAACCCCCUUCCCCCAGGCUUCUGCAAAAAAUAAACCCUGUACAUCACACCAGGUUGGCCUGUGGCUUCGUUUCGUGCGGCGGGGGUCCCUGCAGU
Zootoca vivipara (common lizard) is the source of this 2731-nucleotide messenger RNA. RefSeq names its product gametogenetin (gene GGN). Lineage: Eukaryota; Metazoa; Chordata; Lepidosauria; Squamata; Lacertidae. The record is from RefSeq and is a predicted model, not a curated record. Gene Ontology annotation, biological process: double-strand break repair; gamete generation. Gene Ontology annotation, molecular function: ubiquitin protein ligase binding.